Messenger RNA from Cordyceps militaris CM01, 948 nucleotides. RefSeq names its product chitinase. Gene Ontology annotation, biological process: carbohydrate metabolic process. NCBI's taxonomy places the organism in Eukaryota, Fungi, Ascomycota, Sordariomycetes, Hypocreales, Cordycipitaceae. Gene Ontology annotation, molecular function: hydrolase activity, hydrolyzing O-glycosyl compounds. The coding region runs from base 1 to 948 and encodes 315 amino acids. The transcript has a single exon. The record is from RefSeq and is a predicted model, not a curated record.
AUGAAGCUUUCUGUUCUUUCGCUCAUCGCAGCCGGCGUGGCUUCGGUCAUGGCGGGGUCAUCCUCGGUCUGCCCCAGCGACAACACCCACGCCACUGGUGCGGCGCUCCAAAAGAUCCUCGACUAUAAAAAGGGGGACCACCAGAUCAUGGCGGGCUACUUCCGAUCGUGGCGAGACACGGCGAGUGGCACGGGCAACAAGGUCUCGAUGCUCGACCUGCCCGACUGUCUCGACAUUGCCUUUGUCUUCCCCGAGGGCGACGAGACCGCCUCCUUUUGGACGACGCUCAAGGACACGUACGUGCCUGCGCUGCACGGCCGCGGCAUAAAGGUCGUCCGGAGCGUGGGCAUUGCGCAGCUCAUCAACACCGCGUGGGACAACACGCCCGCCGGGUGGCAGGGCCUCGCGGACGCGCUCAUGAAGACGGUCGACGACUACGGACUGGACGGGCUGGAUAUCGACGUUGAGCAGAGCCUGAAUGCGAACCAGCUGAAGCAGGCCACGGGCGUCUUCAACGCGCUCGCCAAAAAGCUCGGCCCCAAGUCCGGCACGGGAAAGCUGCUCAUUUUUGAUACCAACAUGGACGGCACCCAGCCUCUCUGGCGCAACGUGUACCCUACCAUCAGCUACGUCCUGAUCCAAUCCUACGGUCGCAGCAUCAGCGGCCUGCAAACCACCUACAACUCCUUCAAGAGCUACAUCUCCAGCAAGCAGUACCUUAUUGGGUUUUCGUUCUAUGAGGAGAAUGGGACCAACUGGGGAGACACGACCACGCCCAUGACAUCGAGCCGCGCCUGGCAGUAUGCAAAGUGGCAGCCGUCCGGCGCCACCAAGGGCGGCAUCUUCUCCUACGCUAUUGACCGCGAUGGAGUUGCUAUUGGUGAUAAUACUCUGAAGACGACCGACUUUACUUGGACGCGCCAGUUGAUUGGGGCAAUGAACCCGUAA